Molecule: messenger RNA, 4314 nt
Organism: Diachasma alloeum
Lineage: Eukaryota; Metazoa; Arthropoda; Insecta; Hymenoptera; Braconidae
Gene: Sf3b3
Product: splicing factor 3B subunit 3
Exons: 8
Coding region: 239-3898 (1219 amino acids)
Biological process (GO): mRNA splicing, via spliceosome
Cellular component (GO): nucleus; U2 snRNP
Molecular function (GO): U2 snRNA binding; protein binding
Source: RefSeq, a predicted model, not a curated record
CAUUACUUAUCCCAUUUCACGAAGUAUCGUGGCCGGCACAGUACGAUCCUGCUGGCGGCGUUAAUAUUUCACAUUCACACGCAAAAGUAAUCCAGAAACAUCGACGAUUGUUUCUGCCCUGCCUUCGUCCAUGAGCGGCAUCAGAGACGCCAUGCCAGUCUAGUGCACCCCAGCACGGGUGUGCGUGGCACUUGAAUAAUUUAAUGAACUGAAGACGUGACAAUAAUCGUACCUCAGCAUGUAUCUGUACAAUCUGACCCUUCAGCGUGCCACAGGCAUCACUCAUGCAGUCCACGGUAACUUCUCCGGCAGUAAAAUGCAGGAGAUUCUGGUCUCCAGGGGCAAAUCCCUGGAGCUCCUGAGACCUGACCCUACGACUGGAAAAGUUCACACAGUCCUCACAGUCGAGGUCUUUGGAAUAAUCAGAUCGUUAAUGGCGUUCAGGUUGACUGGAGGCACCAAAGAUUAUAUUGUUGUUGGCUCUGACUCCGGGAGGAUCGUUAUCCUGGAGUAUAUUCCUGCUAAAAAUAUCUUUGAGAAAGUGCACCAGGAGACAUUCGGAAAGAGUGGAUGCAGGAGGAUUGUACCUGGACAGUAUCUUGCCAUUGAUCCGAAGGGACGAGCUGUUAUGAUAGGUGCCAUCGAGAAGCAGAAACUCGUGUACAUCCUCAACAGAGACCCAGAGGCCCGCCUGACCAUCUCCUCACCCCUAGAAGCCCACAAAAGCAACACCCUAGUCUACCACACAGUUGGUGUGGACGUUGGAUUCGAGAAUCCCAUGUUUGCCUGUCUGGAAAUUGAUUAUGAAGAGGCAGACAGUGAUCCCACUGGUGAUGCAGCAGUCAAAACACAACAGACAUUGACUCUUUACGAGCUCGACCUUGGGCUGAACCACGUAGUGAGGAAGUACAGUGAACCCCUGGAGGAGCACGCAAACUUCUUGGUUUCAGUGCCUGGUGGUAAUGAUGGUCCCAGUGGAGUUCUCAUCUGCUCCGAGAACUAUCUCACCUACAAGAACCUGGGUGACCAGCACGACAUUCGUUGCCCCAUUCCAAGGAGGAGGAACGACCUCGACGAUCCAGAGAGGGGCAUGAUCUUCGUGUGCUCAGCCACCCACAAGACCAAGAGCAUGUUCUUCUUCCUGGCCCAGACUGAACAGGGAGACAUCUUCAAGAUCACUCUAGAGACUGACGAGGACAUGGUCACUGAGAUCAAACUCAAGUACUUUGACACUGUUCCUGUCGCCACCAGCAUGUGCGUUCUGAAGACUGGAUUCUUAUUCGUGGCAUCAGAAUUUGGGAAUCAUUAUUUGUACCAGAUAGCACAUCUUGGGGACGACGAUGACGAGCCUGAGUUCAGCUCUGCCAUGCCUCUGGAGGAGGGUGACACGUUCUUCUUUGCUCCCAGACCACUGAGGAAUUUAGUUCUUGUGGACGAGAUGGAUAGUUUGUCUCCUAUUCUGGCGUGUCAGGUUGCAGAUUUGGCAAACGAGGACACUCCACAGCUAUAUAUCGCCUGUGGCAGAGGACCAAGAUCAACGCUACGAGUGUUGAGACACGGAUUGGAAGUAUCUGAAAUGGCUGUGAGCGAACUUCCUGGUAAUCCCAAUGCUGUAUGGACGGUGAAGCGGAGAGUUGAUGAGGAGUAUGAUGCAUACAUCAUAGUGUCCUUCGUCAAUGCAACACUAGUGCUUAGCAUUGGUGAGACUGUUGAGGAAGUGACGGACUCGGGAUUUCUCGGCACAACGCCAACCCUCAGUUGUUCAGCACUCGGUGAAGAUGCACUUGUACAGGUUUACCCCGACGGUAUCCGUCACAUUCGUGCCGACAAGCGUGUCAACGAGUGGAAAGCACCUGGUAAAAAGACAAUUGUUAAAUGCGCCGUGAAUCAGCGACAAGUUGUAAUCGCUCUGACAGGAGGAGAAUUGGUCUACUUUGAGAUGGAUCCGACGGGACAAUUGAACGAGUAUACAGAGCGCAAGAAGAUGCCAUCUGAGGUGAUGUGCAUGGCCCUGGGGACUGUAGCAAGUGGUGAGCAACGCUCCUGGUUUCUGGCUGUCGGUCUACAGGACAACACAGUGAGAAUAAUCUCCCUGGAUCCCUCGGACUGUCUAGCCCCGAGGAGUAUGCAGGCCCUUCCAGCAGCUGCCGAGAGCCUCUGCAUCGUCGAAAUGGGAGCAUCCAAGGACAUGGGCAGCUCCGACGAGGAAUCAGCCCAACAGCAAACCAGCCUCUACCUAAAUAUCGGUCUUCAGAAUGGCGUACUGCUGAGAACCAUGCUCGAUCCAAUAUCCGGUGACUUGGCUGACACGAGAACUAGAUAUCUCGGCUCAAGACCCGUUAAGCUCUUUCGCAUCCGUAUGCAGGGUAAUCAAGCGGUGUUAGCUAUGAGCAGCAGGUCAUGGCUGAGUUAUUAUUAUCAAAAUCGUUUUCACUUGACUCCAUUAUCGUAUGAGAGUCUUGAGUUUGCAUCUGGUUUUAGUUCAGAGCAGUGUCCCGAGGGCAUAGUUGCUAUAUCAACGAAUACACUGAGAAUUUUAGCUCUUGAAAAGUUGGGCGCUGUGUUCAAUCAAGUGAGCUUUCCACUUGAGUAUACACCAAGAAAAUUUGCCAUUCACAAUGACUCGGCGCAUCUUAUUGUCCUUGAGACUGAGCACAAUGCUUAUACUGAGGAGACCAAGCAGCAGAGACGUUUACAAAUGGCUGAGGAGAUGCAGGAAGCUGCUGGUGCUGAGGAGGCAGCUGUUGCCAGAGAAUUGGCUGAGGCAUUUCUGUCUGAAGAGCCCAAUGAGGCAAUUUUCGGUGCACCGAGGGCUGGCCCAGGACUCUGGGCUUCACUCAUUAAAAUUAUGGCACCAACCACCGGGGACACAUUCGAGGUGCAUCGAUUGGAGCAGAAUUAUGCAGCGCUGUGCUUAGCUAUGGUUAAAUUUGCCAAUCAGGGGGAUCAAUUGUUCUUGAUUGUUGGAGUUGCCAAGGAGUACCAGCUUAAUCCGAGAAUUAGUAAUGGAGGAUUUCUGUACACAUACAAAGUCAAUCCUGAGGGCACAAGCAUUGAACUGCUUCACAAAACCCCAGUGGACGAAGUUCCACUUGCAAUAUGCUCGUAUCAGGGACGUGUGCUGGUGGGAGUUGGUAGAAUGCUGCGAUUGUACGAUAUGGGAAAGAAGAAACUUCUACGUAAAUGUGAGAAUAAACACAUACCAAAUGCCGUUGUAUCGAUAAAUGCCGUUGGACAGAGGAUUUACGUGAGCGAUGUGCAGGAGUCUGUGUAUGCAGUCAGAUACAAACGACAGGAGAAUCAAUUAAUUGUAUUUGCGGAUGACACACAUCCAAGAUGGAUAACUACCACUUGUGUAUUGGAUUACGAUACAGUUGCAACAGCUGAUAAAUUCGGUAAUAUUGCUGUGGUGAGGCUGGCCAGUGGUAUAAAUGAUGAUGUUGAUGAGGAUCCAACUGGUAACAAAGCACUGUGGGAUCGUGGUUUGCUCAAUGGAGCUAGUCAAAAAGCCGAUACUAUUGCUUGUUUUCACAUUGGUGAGACUGUUAUGUCACUGCAAAAAGCUACACUGAUACCUGGAGGCUCUGAGAGUCUCGUCUACACGACUCUCAGUGGCACUGUCGGUGUACUUGUGCCAUUCACUAGCCACGAGGAUCACGAUUUCUUUCAACAUCUCGAGAUGCACAUGAGAUCUGAACAUCCACCACUCUGUGGAAGGGAUCAUCUCUCCUUUCGAUCGUACUACUAUCCAGUGAAGAAUGUCAUCGAUGGGGAUCUCUGCGAGCAAUUCAAUUCCAUUGAACCAUCCAAGCAAAAGAGUAUCGCUGGAGAUCUUGAGAGAACAUCAUCUGAAGUGUCCAAGAAACUCGAAGAUGUCAGGACACGAUACGCAUUCUGAGGGACUAAUGCUACUCCCUUUUGUUAUCAUAAAUUCACUUUUGGUCUCACUCAUUCCCUUUGUUCAUACGUACAUCGUUUGACAGACAAGACUGAAGUUUUUAUUUGGUAUUUUAUGGUUUGAGCUGACGAAAAUUCAGUUGACGAUGAUCCAUUCUCUGUUCCUCACGUUUUUUUUUUCAUCCCAUUCAUUUUUUGCUACCCUCGUUGCAUUGUAAAUAUUUGAACGAAUGUGUUAUCAUCGGUGUUUGUAUUCCCCUCGGAUUUCGAACAAUUGCAGCAUGCACCAACAGUAUGCAGAUGAAAAAUUUGUAUAAAAUUAAAAUCCUCAGCGUGUGCUGGAUGAAAAAUAUUUAUUAUGAAUAGUAUUGUAAUGAUUUAAGAAUAAAGAUGCAGUAACUGCAGAUAAAAUACUCA